Caenorhabditis elegans is the source of this 2481-nucleotide messenger RNA. RefSeq names its product Suppressor of spindle checkpoint defect 1 (gene such-1). NCBI's taxonomy places the organism in Eukaryota, Metazoa, Nematoda, Chromadorea, Rhabditida, Rhabditidae. The transcript is spliced from 12 exons. Gene Ontology annotation, biological process: protein ubiquitination. The coding region runs from base 2 to 2398 and encodes 798 amino acids. The record is from RefSeq and is marked reviewed. Gene Ontology annotation, cellular component: anaphase-promoting complex.
AAUGCCUCCGAAAAAAGCGCAAACUCGACGAAUCGUCAGUCUGGAUUCACUUUUUGGCCAUACUCUACUGAAUAUCACCGGCGAACCUGUGACACCAACGAAAAUCGCCAUUUUUCAACUAAUUCGCACACUUUUUCACGCACAUUUCGGAGUUGGCGCGGUGCCAAGCCUGAAGCCUUUCGAUAAGGAUGAGAAAACUCGAGUAUUCACAGUUCUCUAUGGCUUAAUCAUCAUGAAAUCUGAAAUUUCCUACGACGAUUUUCGCUGUAUCGUGAGAAUUUUGAACGAUGGGCUCGGGCGAUCCAUUUAUUAUCGAUUUGUUACAAGCAUGGAAAAGCUCGCGCACGGUGAAGAUCAAAUAGAAAUGCUCUUUGAAGACGCAUUCUACACUGCAAAACGUCCAAAUCACGAGAAAGUGCUAAAACGUGAAGAUUCUUGGCUCGACGAGCUCACUUUUAUGAAUAGCAACUCGUUUUUGUAUAUUUGGAUAAAACGCGUCAUGAUGCAGUACACAAGAACCUCGCAGAAUGGAACUUUUGAGAUUGCAGAGAAAUUCCAAAAAUGGAUUAUUUCAGGAACUUUAGAGAUUAUCAGCCACCCAAUAUUAUCCGGAAUCAAUCGAGCUCUUCCCACCGAAAUCGACUGCUCAAUUCGUGCUCGUCACUGGUGUGCCGCACAGCUCCGUCUCGUCCAACUAUGCCCGACAAAAGCAAUGUCAUAUUUCCAGAUUCUUGACUGGUGUGACACAAUUCAUCGCCGACAUCAUGACGUUGUCGAUGUACAUCUGCUCCGUGCAGCGAUUUUUGUACAGUUAAAAAACUCAUCGGAUGCUGUAAAAUCACUGAAACAAUUCUUCGAUAUGAGCAUGCUUGAAAUCACUGAAAAUUCGAAGCACGCGUUGGAAACACUGAAAUUAAUGUCUCCGAGCCAAGUUGCUUUGAGAUUUGGGCCCAUUUUGCAAGGAAGAGUUCAUAGGAUUUUUGGGGAAAGACAAAUCGCGAGUGCCCUUUUCGCCGAGAGUAUCCAACAAUCACAGGUGAACGUGGACGAUAUGUGUAAUCGAAUCGCAAAUAUGGAAGUGACAAUCAACUCGAUUUACAUGUCAGGACCACUUUUACAGCGUCUUUCCGGCGAAACUUUUGCAGCUGGCAAAAAAGAAGAGGAAUCGGUGGAAAACGAGCGUCGUGUCCAGCAGAAUUCGGUUCACGCAGCUGUCGAUUUAAACGUGCCAACUCUCCGAUCACUUCAGAAAAACUUCCGCGAAGACUACGAACUACACGCUUUUUUGGUGUCAAUGUGCAAGUUUUUACUGUGUAUUCAGGAUAUGAUGGAUGGGAAAUUCUUCAAACACAACAGCACUGCUGACUACGUUUCCGUGGGAUUUCAUCGUCUUCGGCUUCUACUGGACAUGAACAAUAAGGGAUUCGUUUUACAAGCAUUUGCGAAUGCUAUUAUGACUAGUGGAUUAAUCCAAAGCGGAAUGUACCAUCAAGCAAAGCGUGUUGCCGAGACAAUGAUCGUGAGCAACUGUGAUGCUCCAAAUAGUCCGAUUUUGGAGACGGAGAGCCAUGCAGUCGCUGGUGUGAAUCUCGUCUACUCUCUGGCAGCUGUUGGUGAUUAUGAGAAGGCUCAAAAAACAAUCGAUAUUCUUAAAAACCGAUUCCCCGAGAAUAUCAAUUGGAUGGCAGCUCGCCACGUGGAUAUUUGCUCGAAAAUCGUCAAUUUCGAGAGAAAUUUCCUGCUUAACAAGUACUCUGAAUGCUCCCGACACCUGGCGGGUCUCGAAACUUCUGCCCCGCUGGAAUUUGUGCUCCGCAAGUCUUUGUUGCUCGCGGCGACAGGAAAACUCGCAGAAGCGGUGCUCCUUUUGGGAACCUACGAGUGUGGUGAUGUACGAGGUUCGAUGCGGAUUCAUAUGCAAAUGGCGACGAUUCAUACGGCCUACGGACAAUUUGAAACUGCAGAGAUUCAGAUUCAAGAAGCCGGCAAAGUGGCGGUGAAUGCGCAUUUUUUGGAUGCAAAUUUGCUGGUUGUUAGACGAGUUGGAAGCUUGAUGCUCGGCCGGUUUAUGGCUCGGGAGGCUUAUCAGGUUUUGCAUGCUUUGAGCGCCAAAAUCGAACAUUUCGGAUCUUUCAUCGAGAAAGCCAUCUAUCACGUUUCGAUGGCUCGUUGUCUGCGUCUCAUGCACAAAGAUCCUCGAGUUCAUCUGAAACAAUGCAAAGCCCAAAUCAUCGGCAACAAGUGGCCAGCGAUGGAGAAGCUUCUGCUCACCGAGCUCACGAUUCUCCACCACUCGGGCGGCCUCUAUCCGGAUGAGCAGAAGGAGAUGAAGGCGAAGGAACGAUUCGGAAAGAUUGAGGCGGAUUUUCCUGGGCCAUGCACGUGGAUGUUUAUUUAAUAGCAAUUUUUUUUUGUUUGUUGUAUUUUGUAGAUUGAUCUCAAUAUAUGUUUACGAGUUUGGAAUAAAUAAAUUUUUGCACC